GGGGAGCCCCGGGAGCGCGAGCCGCGGCCGGUGUCGCUGCAUAGCCGAGCAAAUUCCGAGCCCCGGCAGCAGAUGAGGAGAGGGGAGCCCAAAGUACCUGACAUAAGAAGUAGAGCUGAGAUGCAAACCCAGGGCACCAUAUUUGUAUGUCCUGUGGAAGCCACGCCUGGAAAUGCUGACCGCAGGCUUCAGGACAGCUGAGCCCCACUAGACACCAAGAAAACCCACAGCUCUGGUUGCAUCUUUCAACAUGACCAAUCCACAGCCUGCCAUAGAAGGAGGAAUUUCCGAAGUAGAGAUCAUCUCCCAGCAAGUGGACGAAGAAACCAAGAGCAUUGCUCCCGUGCAGCUGGUGAACUUUGCCUAUCGGGAUCUGCCCCUGGCUGCGGUUGACCUCUCCACAGCGGGCUCGCAGCUCCUGUCAAAUUUGGACGAAGAUUACCAAAGGGAAGGGUCUAACUGGCUGAAGCCGUGCUGUGGGAAGAGAGCAGCCGUGUGGCAGGUAUUUUUGCUCAGUGCAAGUCUCAACAGUUUCCUGGUAGCCUGUGUAAUAUUGGUGGUGAUUCUCCUGACUCUGGAACUUCUAAUAGAUAUAAAGCUUCUCCAGUUUUCCAGUGCAUUCCAAUUUGCUGGUGUAAUUCACUGGAUCAGUCUGGUCAUUCUCUCUGUGUUCUUCUCAGAGACCGUUCUGCGGAUUGUGGUCCUUGGGAUCUGGGAUUACAUCGAAAACAAAAUAGAGGUGUUCGACGGAGCCGUGAUCAUUCUGUCCUUGGCCCCGAUGGUGGCUUCCACUGUGGCCAACGGGCCCAGGAGCCCCUGGGACGCCAUCAGCCUCAUCAUCAUGCUCCGAAUCUGGCGGGUGAAGAGAGUCAUCGACGCUUACAUCCUGCCAGUGAAGGUGGAGCUGGAGAUGGUCAUCCAGCAGUAUGAGAAGGCCAAGGUCAUCCAGGACGAGCAGCUGGAGAGGCUGACGCAGAUCUGUCAGGAGCAAGGGUUUGAGAUCCGGCAGCUUCGCGCGCACCUGGCGCAGCAGGACCUGGACCUGGCGGCGGAGCGGGAGGCGGCGCUGCAGGCCCCGCACGUGCUCAGGCAGCCGCGCAGCCGCUACAAGGUGGUGGAGGCCGGCGCGUGGGACGAGGAGACCGCGGCCGAGAGCGUCGUGGAGGAGCUGCGGCCCUCCCAAGAAGCCGCAGGGAAAGAUGACAUGAACAGCUACAUCACUCAGUACUACAACGGGCCCAGCAGUGACAGCGGUGUCCCAGAACCAGCCGUGUGCGUGGUCACCACAGCUGCCAUCGACAUCCACCAGCCCAGCAUCUCCUCCGACCUCUUCUCAGUGGACAUGCCCCUGAAGCCGGGCAGCAACGGCACCUGCGCCAGCGCCACCUCCAAGAGCGCCUCCCGCUCCACCUGCAGCUCCGUCACCCGCGCCCAGAGCGGCAGCAGCCAGACGCUGGCCUCCUCCACGGACUGCAGCACCGCCCGCAAGGAGCCGUCCUCAGAGCCUGGCCUCUCUGCCCUGCCACCACUGCCACCACCCCCCGAGCAGCAGACGGCGGAGGCCGUGGUUCAGGACCUGCUCCCCUCCCUGUCGGAGGACCCCUGCCUGUCCCAGCAGGCCUUGGACCCAGCUCCCCUUACCCGGCCCAGCCCAGCGGGCUCGGCCCAAACUAGCCCCGAGCUGGAGCACAGGGUAAGUCUGUUCAACCCGCAGAACCAGGAGGGCUUCACCAUCUUUCAGAUCAAGCCUGUCAUCCACUUCCAGCCUGCUGCACCCAUGCUGGAGGAGAAGUUCAGAUCUUUGGAAUCCAAAGAGCCAAAGUUGCACAGAGUCCCCGAGGCCUAGAGCCUCCAGGCAGGCUGGGUGGGAGGAGGGAAGACCGCCAUCUCGAAGCUCUCCCAGGGGGCCCUGGAGGCCGCCAGAAGCCAUGCGUGGGGCCCAGGAGCCCGCCUGCUCCCCCUCAGGGUGCUGCCUACCUCCCGGGAGGUGACACCAGGCCAGGAGGCCACAUGCCUCAGACCUCACAGCCCAGAGCUGGGGUCUCCUCUUGCCCUGCUCAGGGGAGGGUGGUGCUCAUGGCUGGGUUUUUUUUUUUAACCAUUUCUACAAAAACCAAUCUGUGGCCCAGCUUCAGCAGGGUAGAGCGCGGGGGCCAGCUCGGUCUCUUCCGUUGCCUUUGUUCCUGAUGCCCCUGGGGACCCUCAGGAACAGCACUGUGAGCAGGGGCCACCGAGCCCCGCCCCCACGCCGGCUUUCCCAGGAAUGCUGGGUGGAGCCGCACAAUCACCCCGAGACCGUCACCUGAGCCUGUUUCGUUUGUCCUCAUUCUCUCAUUUCAGCAUGAGCGUUUCUGGGUAUUUUCAAGAUAAAUCUAGUUUUCACUUUUACAGGACAGAAAGUGA
Molecule: messenger RNA, 2403 nt
Organism: Choloepus didactylus (southern two-toed sloth)
Lineage: Eukaryota; Metazoa; Chordata; Mammalia; Pilosa; Megalonychidae
Gene: TMEM266
Product: transmembrane protein 266
Exons: 12
Coding region: 251-1846 (531 amino acids)
Biological process (GO): monoatomic ion transport; transmembrane transport
Cellular component (GO): plasma membrane
Molecular function (GO): monoatomic ion channel activity; voltage-gated channel activity
Source: RefSeq, a predicted model, not a curated record